Molecule: messenger RNA, 1737 nt
Organism: Bombina bombina (fire-bellied toad)
Lineage: Eukaryota; Metazoa; Chordata; Amphibia; Anura; Bombinatoridae
Gene: ASAH1
Product: N-acylsphingosine amidohydrolase 1
Exons: 14
Coding region: 60-1247 (395 amino acids)
Biological process (GO): fatty acid metabolic process
Cellular component (GO): lysosome
Molecular function (GO): N-acylsphingosine amidohydrolase activity; fatty acid amide hydrolase activity
Source: RefSeq, a predicted model, not a curated record
CUGCUGGUUACUGUACCACUUUAGUCCCUUUACUUUAUGGUUGGAACGUUGCGAGCAGCAUGCAGGGUUCGGUUCUGUGGGUCUUUCUUGUGCUGUCACUUUCUGGGUUGUGCUGCAGAGCCCAGGAUGUACCGCCGUAUACGGAAGACUGCAGAAGUGGGACUUACCCCCCAUCUGGUCAGACGUUCAGAGGAACUGUACCCUGGUAUAAAGUAAAUUUAGACCAAGCACCUCAUGAAAGAUGGCAGCAGCUGAUAAGCGAUAAGAAAAUACAGCUAACUGCGUUAAUUCAGUCAAUAAAGAAUUUGGCAAAAUCUAUAUUUCCAAGUGGCAAACUUAUUGAAAUCGUGGAUAAUGAUUUGCCUCUGCUCAUUGGAACACUUCCUGCUCAAUAUGGGGAAGAAAUGAAAGGAAUUGCUGAUGCUUCUGGACUUCCGUUAGGUGAGGUCAUCCUGUUUAAUAUAUUCUAUGAAGUGUUCACUGUGUGCACGUCAUUGGUGGCAGAAGAUAAAUCCGGAAAGUUGUAUCAUGCCAGAAAUCUAGAUUUUGGAUUAUUUCUUGGUUGGGAUGUGAAAAACAAUUCAUGGAUGGUCACUGAGCUGCUGCGUCCAUUAGUUGUGAAUGUGAAUUUCCAAAGAAAUAAUAAAACCGUUUUUCUAUCAACAAGUUUUGUUGGAUAUGUGGGAAUGUUAACUGGAAUGAAACCAGGAGUUUUCACUCUUACAAUGAAUGAGCGUUUCAGUAUUGAUGGUGGUUAUCUUGGUAUCCUUGAAUGGAUUCUUGGCAAGAGAAGUGGAGCUUGGAUGAGUUUUCUUACAAGAAGUGUAUUAGAAAAUGCUACCAGUUAUGAUGAAGCUAAAACCCUUCUCUCUAAGACAAAAAUGCUUGCUCCUGCGUAUUUUAUACUUGGUGGUAACAAAUCUGGAGAAGCUUGUGUGAUCACUCGCUCUAGAGAAUCCUGCCUUGAUAUUUGGGAGCUGGAUAUUAAGCAAGGAAGAUGGUAUGUUCUGGAAACCAACUAUGACCACUGGAAGGAACCUUUGUUCAUUGAUAAUCGGAGGGCACCAGGAAUGAAGUGCAUGAAUAAAACCACACAGGAGAACAUUUCAUUUGCUACAAUUUAUGAUGUGCUUUCAACCAAACCUGUCCUCAAUAAGCUGACAACAUACACAGCCCUGAUGGCUGUUUCUGAUGCCAAACUAGAAGCAUAUCUGCGGGACUGUCCUGAUCCCUGCAUUCCAUGGUGACAAACUACACAUAAAGGAUGAUUGAAUGGCUGCUGCUUUCAUGAUAUAGAAAAAAAAACCAGAAAACAGAGUGGACAUACUUGAUUUGUAUAAAUUUCUAAUUCAAAUGUAUUUUUGUCUUUUAUGUUUUCUUGGAGAGAAAGAUCAAACAGAGGACCCUCUAACUGUUUACAUAAUUAAAUGCUUUGUAUAAUACUUUUCUUUUUAAUGAUUUGGUUAGCAAAACUAUGCAACUCAUUGCAAAGGACUCAUAAAAAACAAAACACUUUUGUAUGGACUGAUCCUUUUACAAAUAUGAAAGUAAAAUGAAUACUGUUUUUUUCCACUUUAACUUUAUUUAUAUUUAAUAAAUAAUGUCACUAUGUGAUGAAACAUGUGAUCUACAUAUAUUCUUCUGGUACUUUUUUAUUACAGUCUUUUAAAUAGCAUAAUAUAAAAUUAAUAAUUAAAUAAAUUAUAUUGAGAAGAAAUAAACUAAUUAAAUAUUAAA